CCGCUUGCAUUCCUGACUGAGCGCUUCCUGCAGCAGCUUCAGCCUCAGAUCGGACUGUGUGUGUCAGCCGAGACAACCCGGAGGAGCAUAGCUGUCCUCGGCUCGCCUUCUUCUUCCCACACGGAGACGACUGAAAACGCAGUUACCCAUUUUUUUUAGCAGCUAAAGCUGAUUUCCCGCAGCUGAAGCGCCGUCGUUAGCAGGUUUGUGUGUAAACUCUAGAAGAGAUGAAGGACAAACAAAAGAGAAAGAAGGAGCGGACCUGGGCUGAGGCAGCUCGCAUGGUUCUAGAGAAUUUCUCUGAUGCACCGAUGACCCCCAAACAAAUCCUCCAUGUCAUCCAGACCAAGGGGCUGAAAGAGAUGAGAAGUGGAACAGCUCCUCUGGCCUGCCUGGUCACCAUGCUGCACUCCCAGGUCAGAGGAGACAGAGUGAAGAACAGCAUCUUCUUUAAGCUCCCUGGACGAAUGAGCCUCUUCACUCUGAAGAAGAAUGCUCUCCAGUGGACGAAGCCAUCGUCAGAGUCUGAGGCAGUAUCGGAACAAGCCAGCAGCUCUGGACUUCCUGCUUCCAGCAGCCACCCCCCAGUUUCAGGAUCAGCUGGGGUCCCCACUGACACGACAGAAACCAUUGAGCAGGAAGCCUGUGACUUCACCGAGACGACUGUUACAGCUAUUUUAGACGAUGGCUCAGUGGAUGAGAGUUCAUCCAACGCCUCCUGCUCCACAGAGCUGCAACCUCCCACCUCCCAGCCUCAGACUCGUCUGAGCAGAGCAGCAGGGCAACAGGGCCGCACGGAUCCACAACAGACCCAGACCAGACUGAGCCGGUCCAGACAAUCGGGAAGACAGAGGAAGAAAGCUGUCAUGAUGCCUCGUGUUGUUCUCACUCCUCUUAAAGUGAAUGGAGACCAUGUCCCUGCAGGUCCCAUGAAGAGAAGCCGAGGAGGUGUUGAUGUGGACUUCGAAACACCUGGUUCCAUCCUGGUGAAUACCAACAUCAGAGCUCUCAUCAAUGUGAGGACGUUCUCAGCUUUCCCUCCACACUCUCAGCAGCAGUUGCUGCAGCUACUGCCCGAGGUGGACAGACAGAUUGGACCUGAUGGGAUGGCCCGAUUAAGUAGUUCUGCUCUCAAUAAUGAAUUCUUUACUCAUGCCUCUCAGAGCUGGAAAGAAAGACUUGCUGAGGGUGAAUUCACCCAUGAGAUGCAGGUCCGCUUUCGACAGGAAAUGGAAAAGGAGAAGAAGGUUGAGGUGUGGAAGGAGAAGUUUUUUGAGGAGUACCAUGGGCAGAAAUCUGGUUUAACACGAGAGGAGUCCCUCAAGCUCACCAUGAGUGAAGCCAAUGAAGUUGCAGGCCCUGUGCUGGAAACUGAUGUUGCUGUGGUGGCAGCUGGUGCUCCCAAACGACGCACGGUGGGUCGCCGGAGGCGGGAUGGCAGGAUGAGAAGACGUACACGUGCUGACUUGCGUCGGAGAGCUCGUCGUACUCUUUGCAAGGCUGCUCCAGCUCUGCAGUCUACAGAUGGAGGUGAGACAGGUGCCGUGUUAGAUGUAGCGGCUGUCUCCAUAGACUCUUCCAUGUCCAGUAACACCGUGGUCCAAGGUGAGGUCGUGCUCCACACUGACUGUGCUGUGGAACUCCCAGAUGAGAGCGCCUCUACAGAACCAAUGCCCUCUCCUACUUCAGAACCACCUCCAUUACCAGCCCCAUCUCCUGCUCCAAGUCCCAGUCCCAGCCCAGCCUCCACCAGUGCCAAUGAAGAGCCUGAAGUGACACCCUGCUUGCUUCCCAAGGAAACGGCACCCGUUCUGGCCUCCACUACCUCUCCUUCCUCCUCCUCCACCUCUUCUUCGUCUGCAUCCUCACCUGCCUCAUCACCCUCUUCAUCUGAUCGUCAGGGGGCUUUUGCUGCAGGCUUGGACUCUUCAUCAUCUUCAGGAUCUUCCAGUGCCACAGUCCCUGCGGAUACCCUGGAUGAUACUGCCUCUGUGAUCACCUCUAUCACAGGAGGAACCGCUACUAGCAGCCGAGAGAGCAGUCCGUCAGCUAGCCCAGCCGCAACCCCCGUGGAGCAGAAGAGGAGGCAAGAUGAGACUGAGGCCCCCUCUAGGUUUCCCGGAAAGAGGGCGCGACUCGAUGACCGUCAGUCCUUUCGUACCACAAUUGAAAGUGUCAGUUCAGAAAAGCCACAGCCAACAACCGAAGAACCCAAGGUGCCACCUAUACGGAUUCAACUAUCAAGAAUCAAACCACCCUGGGUCAAAGGGCACUCCACCUACCAAAUCUGCCCUCGGAUCGUGCCCCCUGGCGAGGGCUCGUGGAGGUCGGGGACGGGGGGCGCGCGGACCCUGGCAGACAUCAAAGCCCGUGCCCAGCAAGCCCGCGCACAGCGCGAAGCCGCUGCUGCUGUUGCAGCCUCUGGCGAGGGGGCAGGGACGGCCGGUGUCCGGCUGCGGCCUGCUACUGGGUUACCGGAUAGCAGCAAUGGACGGCGAACGCGAGAGCAUCCAGGACCUAUCGAGCCCGGAGGAGGAGGAGGAGGAGGAGGAGGAGGAGGAGGAGAUGGAAGAGGAUUUAAUGAGUUGGAGGAGCAGGAAUCAUCUUCUGAACCUAAUUCGUCGAGAACACAACUACAGCUUCUCAAUGUAGAACCCACCUCCCACCCUUCCCCUUCACUGUCCAAUACAUCCACUUCCACGUCCUUAGAGUCUCCACAAACCUUAAGUCCUCUACAAGACCAGUCUGCCACAGUGUCCAAGGCUGGCAGAGAUGUGGAAGAAACAUCAGCCACUGUCCAGAUUUCCUCCAGUAGGUUCAUAGAAAAGACUUGUGCGUUCUCCCCAGAGCCUGACGUCACUUCUGAGACAUCAGUCACCAAGUCAGACCAGGAAACCCAGCUGCCGAAGUCUACUAAUUCCUCCUCAAAAAUGGUGAACCAAGAUUUAGAAAAACCUACGCUGACCCAGACUUCAAUCCCAGAUUCCCUUCCCAGAUUUGGAGCUCAGGGUGUGGAUGUCAUUCAGACACUGGGUGGUUCUUGUCAGACCAAAGAACACGAAAAAGGAAAAGAAGUUGGACUGGGUAGUGUUAUCCAGCAUGGAUCUCACCACGUAGACCGGCCAACAGAUGUUUCCUCUCCCAGACGUGUGGAGGUAAUUAACAUUUGUAAAGAGAAAUACGAUGAGGUUGACACACACAGCGACUCCACAGAAACUGCCUCGGACUGUGAGAACGAGAGCCAGGAGGACGAGCAGCAACUGUCCUCUGACUCGCACUGGUGCUCACCUCUCACAGCCCAGCAAAAUGGACCGUUGGUUAUCUGCAGCCCUCCUCCUCAGAACCAGCAUCCGGUCAUUCAGGCCCAUGUGUCUAGCCGUCAAGCCAGACCAGUGUCCACUGUGGAGGCCAACAACCCCCUGGUCACUCAGCUGCUACAAGGCAGUCUGCCUUUGGAGAAGGUUCUACCCUCACACUCUGCCAACAGGCUGGAGAUUAGCCGACUACCAGUAUCCCAAUCCAGAUCUUCAGCAACAAGGAACCAGGGAACUCGCAGUAAGCCAGAGUUCUCCGACUCAUCUUCUAGCACAGAUUUGACUCAUUCUAACAAGUCACCAAUGGGUCACCCAGUCUCCUGCCUCACUGAGGCCACAGAAGGGUCUCUGUACUUGCCUCACAAGACUUCUGGUGCUGUUCCAGUCAUUACCUCGGUGCCAAUGUCAUCCAAGGGUCAGUCAGACGUUGCUUCUCUGGCUUCUAUAGAACCUGCAGCUUUUAAAGAGUUACAUCAGCCUUCGCAGAGAGCCACUCCAGAUCGACCAGUCUAUCAGAUCUUACCCAGUACCCCCUCACCUUCCCACACAGAACCCCACCCCACUGAGAACAUAGCAACAAUUAAGAUAAACAUGAGAUCCCUGCAGUGUCAGCCCCCUCAUUUUCACCAACAGCAGCUGUCUCCUACACCCACUGUAAAGAAUGAAGGUGGUGCAAGAUCUUCCUGCCAGGCUCUUACAAAAUCCGGCCCCAUCAUGCCCAUCAAUGGAACUAAAAAAGAACCUGGGAACUCCAUUGAUGGAUACCUGAGUGGAGGAGCGAUGGAGGGCCUCCUCAACAUGGAAAUGACUUUGGCGAGGAUAGCCAAGAAGGAGCACAGCAAACCUCCAUGUUCAGCCACCUCGCCUUCCUCCUCCUCUUCACCUUCUUCUUCCUCCCUUCCCUUUCAGCUCUAUGGGAAGCUCCCCAAACAAAGCGUUAGCUACACAGCUAAUGUAUCAAUGAUGGACAAUGGUGGUUUUUCCAGGGGAAUGGCUGACGGUGUCCUUCAGCUGUGCCCCCGCCUGGCGUCCAGCCACACCACCCUCAGCAUCCAGGCCUUUGCAGAUACAGCGGCUGAGGAGGUGGCACUCAAGUGCUCGUGUCGUCUCAAAGCCAUGAUCAUGUGCCAAGGCUGUGGUGCCUUUUGCCAUGACGAUUGCAUCGGACCCUCUAAACUCUGCGUUUCGUGCCUGGUGGUCAGAUAG
Molecule: messenger RNA, 4520 nt
Organism: Nematolebias whitei (Rio pearlfish)
Lineage: Eukaryota; Metazoa; Chordata; Actinopteri; Cyprinodontiformes; Rivulidae
Gene: asxl1
Product: ASXL transcriptional regulator 1
Exons: 13
Coding region: 228-4520 (1430 amino acids)
Biological process (GO): positive regulation of transcription by RNA polymerase II; animal organ morphogenesis
Cellular component (GO): PR-DUB complex
Molecular function (GO): DNA binding; chromatin binding; peroxisome proliferator activated receptor binding
Source: RefSeq, a predicted model, not a curated record